CGCGGGAAAUCUCUCUCUCUCUCUCUAUCCACCUGGCGCGCUCGCUCCCUCGCCAGCGCCUGUUUCUGUUAUCUCGCUGUCCUCCCACCUCCCACCUCCCACCUCCCACCUCCCACCUCUUCCAUCUCGAGUGCCUAAAGCUAAUUACUAAUUAGGGACUGCUCCCCCAUCUUGGGCCCAAUUAGGGGGUGACACGUGGCGGCGGUUUUGGAGAGGGUAAUCAAUCAAAGUCCAAGUCCUAAAUGGAUACGACGCGACAACAACCAGCGGACCCUAAAAAUAGCUCAUCAACGCCGUUCCGACUUCUGCAGGCAGGACCGAGGCCGCGGGAAGUGACCGCUUCGACCGAUCUUCUCUCUCAUUUUCAACUUCGUGACACUUACAAUUCUUUUUCCAAAAAAGAAUUUCAUAAGGUAACCGUUGCUGACUCAGGUUAUCUCUCUCGAGUGGUGGGGGAGACUGAAAUCCGACGUGGCGUCGGGAUGGAGCUUGGUCAGCUGAUUGAUGAACCGGCGGCCUUCACAGAUUCUCUGCACGUGACCGAUCUGCGGCCGUUGGAUUUGGAAUUUCUCCGAGGAGCUUUCACGUUUAAGGAGAAUGCUGCGGUGUUUAUUCCCGAGGCGGAGAAGGGUCUGCCGACGAUCAGUGGGUCGGCAUCGGGCAAAGAGCGCAAGAAGCGGCGCAAGGAGAAGGACAAGGACAAGAGCAAGGAUAAGCACAGGGACAAAAAGGAAAAGGACAAAAAGGACAAAGACAAGAAGGAGAAGAAGCAGAAGAAGAAAAAGAAGAGGCAUAGAGAGGAGAAAGAGCAUGGAGGAGAGAACGGCGAAGAUUCGCACAGGAAACAUAAGAAGAAGAAGCGAAGAGAGGAAGGAGGUGGGGAGGGGAAGGAGGGUGAUAGGGAGAAAAGGAAGAAGAAAAAGCACAAGCAUUCGAAAUCCGGCGAUGCGGAGGAUUCGAAGAAAAAUGGAUGGUAGCGGGGGAACAAGAGGCGCGCUGUAAAUCAUCUUGUUUGUUUUUUUUCCGACGCUCGCAAACAUUUUUUUCCUCAGAUAUCAAGAAGAAUAUCUUGUGUAUCCAGUUAGUUGGCACCUACCUUCAGCUAUUUGUUGCAGUCGGCAGCCUUAUCGCACAUCCGGUUGAGUUCAGCUACCUCAGGUGUUACGUGCAUGUCAAAGAGAUUGAGGAGUGCCUACCGCACGAGAAGCGGCCAACUAUGUUUGAACAGGGCAGGAAGUGAGGAGAGCAUACACAAAUGAAUGGUGGGGCGCUGGAGCAUGAACUGUGUGUGCUCUUGCACAGGUUUAGGGUAUGCACCCGGGCAUGUCGUAUGACAGGUCCGUUUGGUUACUCUCAUCAUAGUCUAGACAGCAGCUAUGCCGUCAUCCCAUUUCCCAUCCGUUCGGUCGAACGUCCGUCCCUCUUUCAUUCAUCUUCCGUCCUCCUCCCUCCUCCUCCUCCUCCUCCCUCCUCUGCCUUCUCCUUGUCGCUUUCAUGCGAUACGGGCACAACGUUUUGUGCCCGUAUGGAGACCGAUCACCGAGUUGGUGUUGUGCAGAACGACGCCUAACAACCCGUUCCCGUGCUGCAGGCCGUACGCUUGCCGAUUUCGACAUCUUGUGUAAUAUUCUUUUAGUUUCGUAACCAAUAAUUCCUUCCCAUGCCCUUGUCCACCACUUUCUUUCAGUGUAUUGUUGUUUCAGUUUUGAUUUUAGCGCCGCGAUCAAGUAGCAAUGUGAAAUCAGGUACCAGCCUAGAACAACU
Molecule: messenger RNA, 1764 nt
Organism: Chara braunii
Lineage: Eukaryota; Viridiplantae; Streptophyta; Charophyceae; Charales; Characeae
Source: the annotation of a GenBank genome assembly